Messenger RNA from Ambispora leptoticha, 2122 nucleotides. The record is from the annotation of a GenBank genome assembly. NCBI's taxonomy places the organism in Eukaryota, Fungi, Glomeromycota, Glomeromycetes, Archaeosporales, Ambisporaceae.
AUGCACAUUUGGCGUCAAGCGUCUACUUCCUUUGUCACAAGUUCAUAUUCCUUCGAUAAUUUCGACAACCAUAUCCGUAAUAAUAAUAACAAUAGUGAAAGUUGUUUUUUAGAUUUAGAUAUCUUGAAUAACUCUUCACUGAACUUCGUUCGCCCUGAUUCUCAGGGGCCCUCGCAUACUGCUGCUAUGACGGCCGCACGAAGAGUAUUACGUGAUCAAGGAUUACCUCGAAAAAAAGCUAAUUCUAAAGAGGAUGAUAAAGUUGAUUCAAAAUCAACGACGACAAAUCAUCCAAUAUCAAAUAACCUUGGUGGUGGUAAUGAUAAUAGUGGCUGGGCUGCACCAAACUCAUGGUGGCCUACUGCUCAACCUGCACCUGUUAAAUCACGGGAAGAUUCAUUAUCAGAGGCACAUGCAAAAUUCUCGAUCCCAAAAGCACCGAAACCUCAUAAAUACGAUACAGAACAAAUAAAACCAGGAGUUCAUCCUGUUCUGUUUAACAGAAUUCUAAAAUCUGCGAAAAUUGAACCGAUAAAUAAAAAAGAAAUAGGUAAAAUUACGGGGGAUCCAAUAGAAGAUCAAGAAACAAUGGUCGAAAGAGUGAAUAAUGAUUAUAGAGUCAGCGAUGAUCGUCAUCAUCAUCAUUCGAAUCAUAAAUCUGAUACAAAAUCUGAAUUGAUAGAAGCCUCUCCAUCAUCACAAGAACAACGAUUUAAACAACACGAACCCAUUCCAAUGCUUCAUGUACAAACUAACCCAUCUGUUCGUCGUGUAUCAGCACCUUCAUUCACAUAUGCUUAUUUCUCAGCACCCGCUGCUAAUUCAACCAAUCCAUUCUUUCAAUCGGCUUCAACAUAUGGGAGUGAACUAUCGACUGACGUUAAAUCAUCCACCACAACCCCCAAAACAGUGACAACGAAAACAACAACCGAUACUUACCUAGAAAAACAACAACGAUACACGCGAGAAAUUAAUUAUAACCAACAGAGAAUCCCUAAUAUAUCAUCAACAAUAACGACCACGACAAGUAAAAGUUCUAUUGUUUCUUCUACGACCACGAGAAGAAGUAGUCAAGUGCAAUUUAAUAUUCCAAGCAGAGAAGAGGGUGAUGGUGAUGAUGAGUCAAAGAGUAUUUCAACUGAAAAUCCGUUCACUACAAAUCAUGCAUUCUCGGCCCCAACAAUCUCAAGUGAUGCUUACAGUGGAAUUAGAUCACCGGCUGCUUCUUGGCUUGGAUUUUUAGCUGAUAGCACUUGUACUACCCCAAUGCCAGAUGAUGAAGGCGAACAAGUCGGUGAAUAUAUUUUAGGAAAAGUUAUUGGUCGUGGUGGUUUCUCGACCGUACGUGAAGCAUAUACUACCUUAGACUCAGGGUCUUUGGAAAAAUUUGCGGUUAAAAUUAUCAAAAACGAUCCUGACUCGGAAAACAAUGAUCGUCUUCAGGCAUUGCUUCAACGAGAAAUAGAAAUAUGGCGACAUCUUGAGAAUCCUCAUAUCGUUCGAAUGAUCUCAUACGAAGAAACAGAUUACGCUACAUUUAUAUUUGCGGAAUUUUGUCCAGGUGACACCCUAUUACAACACAUUAAAAAAUCCAGCAAUGAGUAUCGAGCAGGAUUAGACGAGGAUGAAGCACGUGAAAUUUUCCUCCAAAUUGCUGAAGCUGUUAGAUAUCUUCAUAAUGAUAUGAGACUUGUCCACAAAGACAUAAAAUUAGAUAAUGUCCUAUUAUCUAGGGAGGGCACGUGGAAACUAGGUGAUUUCGGUCUAACUGAAUAUCAGAAUGGUGGUGAUUCUAAUGAUUUAAAUAAUUCACGACGUGACGAGUGUGCUGGAGGAUCUUUGGCUUAUUGUCCACCAGAACAACUUCGUUCCAAGAUCCCUAUUAAAAAUCCUUCUGUUGACAUUUGGAGUCUUGGUGUCGUGCUAUAUGCUUUGGUUACCGGUCAAUUACCUUAUAAUGACGAUUUCGAGCCACGAUUACAAUACAAGAUUCUCAACGGAAGAUUCGAUGAUUCCCCAUUGAGAGAUGCAAAUGUGUCUGAAGAUCUUCGUGAGCUUCUAAAAGGCAUGUUUAAAACAAAACCGGAACAACGACUUACAAUUAACGAAGUGAUAGACAAUC